GUGCUUUGUCGUUGCCUUUACCAUUUUUAAAUCAGUGCUGUGUUUUUGCAGCUUUGAAUGCACCCCCACCCAACGAAGUCCAUCGGAUUGUGGUGGAAAGUAGUUGAUUAAAAUGUGAUACAUUAGGCGUCGUUGUGGUGGGAUUAUUGGUAUAAGAUCCUCGCCUUAUUGUAUUUUGUGUCAGCACUCUCUAACUAAUAUCUCACAAGCUGUGCUGUGUUGUUGACUACUCCGGUUCGAUGUUUUGCAACGUGUUGCUUGUGAACGCACCCCCGGCGGAUCAUUUGAUUGGCUGUACUGUAAGCAACGCGGUGGAGCAAAAAUGGGUGACGACUUGGGUGAAGAGUGGUGGAAGCAUGACUCUAAAUCAGGUGGUUCCGAGGAGGAGGAAGAGGAAAGCAGGACAGAAAAAGGAAACGUACAAAAGGAACCAGUGAAGAGAAAGAAGCUAACAGAAAACUCUGCGGGGGCAAAGAAGAAGAAGACAAAGACACAUGACCAACAGGAACCAGAGGAGCCUGGGAAGUCGACUAAAUCCUCCAAAAGGAGAAAGAAGAAGAAGAAGACAAUUACAGAUGUCUUAGCUUCCUCUGAGCCCAAACCAGGCUGUCCUGCAGACGUGCAGAACCUGCUCACACACUACUUUGCAGACAAGCGCUCCGUGAUUGAACUGGAAGAGCUCAAACUGCACGAUUCUUGUUUCCUGUCCUGCAAUGACCUGACACACAGCCUCUCCUCAUAUCUAAAGCAGAUUUGUCCCAAAUGGUCCAAAGUUCAGAAACAGCACACACAAAAGAGUUCGGUGGUCUUGCUCAUCGUCUGCAGCUCCGCCAUCCGAACCAUCGAACUCAUCAAGCAGCUGACGACCUUCAAGGGAGAAGCCAAGGCCGUGAAACUGUUUGCCAAACACAUCAAGAUAGAGGAGCAGGUGAAGUUGCUGCAGAAGGGGAUCACUCACAUCGGAGUCGGGACCCCCGCUAGGAUCAGUGCUCUUAUUGACAAAGAUGGAUUGGACUUGCAGGCCUUACGCUAUUUGGUUCUGGACUGGAACUGGAGAGACCAGAAGCUCAGGAAGAUGAUAGACAUUCCUGAGAUCAAAUUGGAUUUAAUUAAGCUGCUGGAGACCGGGGUCCUCGGGCAAUGCAAAGCAGAUAAAGUAAAAAUUGGACUAUUUUAAUAGCAAAUUCUCAACUUGCAACAUGCUAUUUGCUAUUAUUACUACCAUUAAUACUAUUUUCAGUGCUGUGUGUUGUUCUCAAUAAUGUGCUGCAGUAUUGCUAGGCUUGCUACUAAUAAAGGAAUCUUCUAAAAAAA
Messenger RNA from Doryrhamphus excisus (bluestripe pipefish), 1314 nucleotides. It is a transcript of the gene cmss1, whose product is annotated as cms1 ribosomal small subunit homolog. The record is from RefSeq and is a predicted model, not a curated record. Gene Ontology annotation, cellular component: 90S preribosome; nucleus. Lineage: Eukaryota; Metazoa; Chordata; Actinopteri; Syngnathiformes; Syngnathidae.